AUGCUCAGAACGACCGUCUUGCAACCAUCCUCUCACUUGCUAGUGCGUCGUGGGCUGCUCGUGCAGACCGUCAGUCGGGCGCCACGCCGCACCUUCGUGUCGGGCUUGGCUCGCAUGAGCCCUACGGCUCUAGACAGCAAGUCUGCCGACGCUAAGGCCGCGGCCGGGGUCGAGGGCGCCCAUAGAAAGGACGUUCCCCAGACUGGUGCAUUGAUCAAGCACGACGCAGUCAGCACCGUGCCUCAAGAGGUUCGCGGAGACUGGGUACUCUUUCAUCCGGUGUAUACCCCAGAGGAACUUCGAUCUGUUCAGAUCAUGCAUAGGGAAGCGAAGACUCUUUCCGACAAAGUCGCUGCCACUUUCGUGCAUCUGUUACGAUGGAGCUUUGACAUUGCGUCGGGCUACAAGCACAAGCCCAUUCCGCCCAAUUCUGCCAUGACUCUAGAAGAAUUGAGAAAGCGCGGCUACAUUAUGGACGAGCGUGGCUGGCUGAGACGUAUCCUCUUCUUGGAGAGUAUCGCUGCUGUACCGGGCAUGGUAGCUGCAACCCUCCGUCACCUCAGGAGUCUUCGUCUUAUGAGACGAGAUUCGGGUUGGAUUCAUACCCUUCUGGAAGAAGCAGAGAACGAGCGUAUGCAUCUCAUGACAUUUAUGACAUUGCGCAAGCCCUCCAUCUGGUUCCGCGCUAUGGUCCUCGGUGCCCAGGGUGUUUUCUACAAUGCGUUCUUUUUGUGUUACAUGAUCUCGCCCAAGACGUGUCAUCGUUUCGUGGGGCACCUCGAAGAGGAAGCAGUGGUUACAUAUACUCGUUGCAUCCAGGAAAUUGAAGCCAAUCGUCUGCCGGGAUGGACGAACCUCCCAGCGCCUGAGAUCUCGAAGGAUUAUUGGCGUCUAGAGCCCGACGCCAAGAUCAUCGAUGUGAUCUAUGCAGUGAGGAGCGACGAGAGUACGCACCGAUUCGUAAACCACAGCUUGGCCAACUUGAACCACGGGUCGGAUGUGAACCCCUUCGCACUCCGUGAGCCCGAUAUGUUCGUGAAGGCCACCAAGCUUGAGUUCAAGCGAGACGAGGCGGAGCACUACGUCCAGGAAUCACACAAGCUCAUUGAAGAAGCUCGAGAGCCGAAGUAA
This is a messenger RNA of Sparassis crispa, 1131 nucleotides long. Its product is annotated as Alternative oxidase, mitochondrial. Gene Ontology annotation, biological process: alternative respiration. Gene Ontology annotation, cellular component: mitochondrion. Bases 1 to 1131 code for a protein of 376 amino acids. The record is from RefSeq and is a predicted model, not a curated record. Gene Ontology annotation, molecular function: alternative oxidase activity. Lineage: Eukaryota; Fungi; Basidiomycota; Agaricomycetes; Polyporales; Sparassidaceae. The transcript is spliced from 11 exons.